Molecule: messenger RNA, 1543 nt
Organism: Stegodyphus dumicola
Lineage: Eukaryota; Metazoa; Arthropoda; Arachnida; Araneae; Eresidae
Product: hydroxylysine kinase-like
Molecular function (GO): amino acid kinase activity
Source: RefSeq, a predicted model, not a curated record
CUUUUCCAAAAGUCAUCUAAUCUCUGCGUGCUUGUCUGAAAAACCGAGUCUUUCUAUCACGAGCGGAGUUCUGAAUCUCAAUAAGUGUAGUUGAAAGUUAUUUCUUUCGAUUUUCUUCAGUCCCAGUGGCCAAGAAAGGAAUGCAAUAAUGAGGAAGCCGAAUGUAUCUGAGAAUCUGGCCAUCGAAUUGGCGUUCCGCAUCUACGGCCUGAAGGUGAUUACCAUCAAGAAAAUGGUCAGCUAUGAUGACCAAAACUUUCGUAUUUGUGUUUCAAAAGAGCAUCGUAAUCCUUACAUUGAGAGUAUAGCAGAAGAAGGAUACACCCUCAAAAUAACAAACACUACCAGAAGUGCUGAACCAGACCACUUUGACAUUAUGCAUGCAACGAUGAACCAUUUGAACCUGAAAGGGUUACGUGUUCCAGUACCUGUAAAGAACUUGGAUGGAAGUACUUGGAAAAUGGAAGUAGUUCCUCUUUUGAAUGAAGUUGAAAGCAAUUUUCCCGACGAAAGGAAAUGUGGUAUUCAUCUCCUAACCUUCAUUUCUGGAGUACCAAUAUCCACUGUAACUUACACAAGUGACUUGCUUUUUCAAUGGGGAGCAUUACUAGCAAGAUAUCACGACGCUAUUCAGGACUUCAAAUGCGAAGCACUGUUUAAAAAGAAAGUUUUCUGGAAUCUGGAACAUGUACCAGAAAUUGAAAAUUUCAUGGAUGGUUUGGAGGAACAAAAGAAGAAUCUAGUGCUCAGUGUUCUGAAAAAAUAUCCUGAAGAAAUAACAGAGAAUAUUGCAAAUGCUCCUAAAUGUUUCAUACACGGUGACUUCAAUGAAAAUAAUAUUUUGGUGCAGAUGAUAAAAAAUGAGUCUUCGGAUUGCACUUCUUACUCCGUAGAUGGUAUUCUGGAUUUUGAAGACAUUCAUUACAGCACUUAUGCCUGGGAUAUCGGAGUGAUGUUAGCUUACGCGAUGUUGGACUGCAAGAUCGUCGACCCGCUAGAAGGAACCGGACAUGCAUUAGCAGGCUAUUUAAGCAUUAGGUCCCUAAGUGGUUUAGAAUUAUCAUUGCUCAGGAUGUGCAUUGCUUGUCGAUUGUGCCAAUCUUUAGUCCUAGGAGCUUACAGUUACAAGCAAGAUCCGGGAAACUCAUAUAUCAUCAUUUCUGCAAGAUCAGGAUGGAAUAGACUAGAGCAAAUAUGUAAUAUAAGCAACGAAGACCUUUUAAAUGUAUGGAAGAAGAUACAGCAACAAUAUAAUAAUUAAGAUAAUAUAUAAAAUUGUAAAGGUAAAAUCCCAUGACCUGUAACCUUAUAAAAAUCAUUCAUAAGGCAAUUAUGACAAUAGCCUAUUUUGUAUUCAAAAGAUUUGAUGUCAAUAUAUUUUUUUGCGAAUGCCUAAGUGAGCAAAGGAAUAAUAAUGUAUUAUAAGAUAUGCUUUGAUCAAAUACCAUAUUUUGCUGAUAUAGAAUUUUAAGAAAUAAUUAUGUUUUUAAUUAUUACCCGAGAAUAGCUAUCGUCGAAAAAUAAAGAAAUUUUUACUUUUUCA